UUACAGUCUAUCUAUAUAUAUAUUUUGUUUGUGUAAUCGUAAGUUCGAAGUUAUCGUUUGAGUAAUUUGUUUGAGAACAAUUUAACAACUUCAACUUCUAUAAAUUUGCCUUGGUGAUUGUGGAGUGUGGACUGCUAAAAGUCCAAAAGAGAAAAAGUAUAUACUUCAGUCUCUGUCCGGAAUAUCAACCAAGACUAAUACUUAUCUUUGCUAAUACUAGAAACGCUGCCGAACGUAAAGGUUCGUUCCGUACCAACUCUCUCAAACUUAUUGGAGUACCAUUUAUAUGAAAAUCAUUGUACAGUCUUAUCUGUAGACUUUACAAUGAUGAAAACUCCCCACCGUGUACUUAGGAUGGCGGUCGUUGACAAAACGCGCUCUCUUGAUGUAUUAUAAAUUUUACUUGCUUUUUUGCCUCACCGAACGCGAUUAGGUAAUAUUCAGUAACUAGCGUUACUGCCCAUCAGAUCACCGAACAAAACUAAUACGAUGGUUAGUUUAUCUUGAAUUCACACGAUAGUUAACUUAAAAAAUCAACUCAAAUAUUAGUGGAUAUAAUGGCGCCAUGCAUGGACAACAUAUUUUAAAAUUUAAAGACUCGACAGACUCUAUACUUAGAAAAAAAAACCCUGGAAACCGAAUUGAAGCAAUAAGAACAUUUCAAAGAGAGGAUAACACUUUCUGUGUCAAUGAUACCAGAAUGAUAUAUGAAAGAGAAACUUUUCCUUCACAUGGAGAUACAAUAAUGAAAUUAGAAGUAGAAAUUUUGCCGGAAGUUUUAAAGGAUGCGGUAAAAAAUUAUCCAUACAACGAUCCUGGCAAUGAUUUUAAUACAUCUGAAGUUUUAAACACAAACAGGUGCAAAUUCCAAACAGACAUAAGGACUUCUUCGAGAUGUUUUUUUAAGCUGCGUUCUACAGAUCCGUCUAUUGUGAUUGGCUUUAUUGAGAUUUUUGAACGCCAUCCUUGUCAGUGGAAUCCCCAUCACUAUUACUUUGGACAUAAGGAUAAAAGAGAUGAGAGUGCGGUAGAAAUUUGUAAAGAAAUGGCAGAUGUCUUUAAUUUACGUAUAUCACCUAAAUUAGCACGAUCAAGUAUCCUAUUCUUGAUUCGAUGGUUCGAAUGCGAAUUUAUCCGUUCGAAAGAGCUACCUAUAAAAGGUCGUUCCAGCGAUAAUGGUUAUGUAGGUGCACAUCCGGAUUAUUUUAGAAAAUUAAUUGAAUUUCUUCCUCACACUCAUUUGAAACUAGUCCAUUGUGAUAAAUGUAAGCGUAAGUUUAAAUCGCAAAAUCAGCUUUUAGUCCACAACCACCAGGCACAUGGAGGUGAAAUGCCUUUCAAAUGCAAUUAUUGUAAACGGUAUUUUCUUCAUGCUUCUACCUGGAAACAUCAUGAAAAUAGACAUACUAAAAGUCAUGUUUGGAAAUGCACUGUAUGCCCCCAUGAAAGUACUACAAAAACUGAUCGCAACAUACACAUGGUAACUCACUCCGAUAUACGUGCAUACGUUUGUGAUUUGUGCGGAGCGUCCUAUAAGAGUAGUACAAGUUUAAAUGUACAUAUUCGUACUCACAACGCACCAAGAUUGCAAUGCACAUUAUGCAACCAAAGGUUUUACGAAAACUAUCGACUGAAACGUCACUUAUUGAUCCACGAAGUUGAGACUUCAGUUGAAGCAAUUAUAAAUAAAGCAAUAAACUAAUAACUUUUAUGCAAACGAAA
Messenger RNA from Ceratitis capitata (Mediterranean fruit fly), 1722 nucleotides. Its product is annotated as zinc finger protein 350. Gene Ontology annotation, cellular component: nucleus. Bases 566 to 1702 code for a protein of 378 amino acids. Lineage: Eukaryota; Metazoa; Arthropoda; Insecta; Diptera; Tephritidae. The transcript has 4 exons. The record is from RefSeq and is a predicted model, not a curated record.